GGAAGUAUUAAGUAAAGUCGCGGUACUGACCUUCCUCCGUUACAGCCUGGUCACUCUCUCCCUCCGUAUCUAGCUAUAACAUCGUUUUAUUAACAACAACUCUACAACAAUGCCUAAGGAAACUUUAGAUGCUGUUGUAGGCCAACCUGAACGGAAAUUUCGAAAGCCUCGAAUAUAUCGUUGGAUAUUCUCAGCUGUCGUUGGCGUUUUUUUGUUCAUCACUAGUCACUAUGAUUUUUCAAAUAAUCAAACGGAUGUGGCUUCUGUAGAGGAUAAUGGUCUUGACGGACAUCACCGUAACCCUUUAUUCGAGUUGGAAAAAGAAACUUCAGACUUUUUGGAUGAAUUAGAUGUUCCUGAAGACAACGAGUACGUUGAAAGAUCCCGUGGAUACGACGAUGUUUGUAUGCAACCAAUUGCUCGUAAUCCUAAGAGAGAGGCUUUUAUCGGUAAUGUUUCCACGUUGGAUAUUAUAGCCAGCGACUCUUUUCGUAAUGAUUCCCUUGAACGGUUUAAGCAGGUCUUAAAUGUUCCCUCGGUUUCUUACGACGAUAUGGGCCCUGUGGAUGAGGAUCCUCGUUGGAAAAUCUUUAGUGUCUUGGAAGAGAAGCUGCGUUCGCUUUUCCCUACUACAUUUGGUCAUAUUAAAUUCGAACGUGUUGCCGGACACGGCUUCCUUUUCACCUGGGAGGGCAGCGAUUCGUCUCUCAAGCCUAUUGUUUUCAUGGCCCACCAGGACGUCGUGCCCGUAGCAGAAAGCUCACUGAAUCUUUGGCUCUAUCCUCCAUUCAAUGCUACUUACCACGACGGAAAUGUCUAUGCACGCGGUGCCGUGGACGACAAAAGUUCGCUGGUUGCCAUCUUUGAAACUUUCGAGUUGUUGGCAAAGUCGAACUGGACGCCGAAGCGCACUGUCAUUGCUUCUAUCGGUUUUGACGAGGAGAUUUCGGGCUUUUAUAGUGCCAAGUAUUUAGCUGAUCGCUUGUAUUCACGCUAUGGCCCUAACGGAGUUGAGCUCAUUCUCGAUGAAGGCGGAUUUAUGCUUGAUUUCUUUGGCAAACGCUAUGUUGCCGUUUCCGUCUCCGAAAAGGGUUAUGUCGAUGUUGAGCUUUCGUUGAAGACUGCUGGCGGUCACUCCUCAGUCCCUCCUGCACGGACAAACAUUGAGCUUAUGAGUGAACUUAUCCUUGAACAAGGCCAAUUCCAUCCCAACCUCAUUAAAGAGAGUCCUUUCUUCGCUUCUCUUCAAUGCUUUGCCAAGUACAGUCCCAAGAUGCACCCGAAGCUGCGUCAUUUGAUCAAGAAGGGCGAUGUGCAUCGUCUCAGCCGGGUACUUUCUCGCUCAGCCAUGUUCCGCUACUUCUUUACGACUUCGAAGGCUGUCGAUGUCAUAAAGGGUGGUGUCAAGGCAAACGCCUUGCCUGAGCAGACCGUUGCUCUGGUCAACCAUCGCAUUGCCCAUGGCAACUCAAUUGCUGAUGUAAAGAAGUUCUAUAAGAGAACGCUUGUCACUUUCGCCAAACACCAUCACCUUAUUCUUGAUCUUUUUAACGAAACCUUGCACGAACCGAAGAAGCCUCUUGGCUACCUCUCGGCGUCUAUGAUCAAGCCUUUAGAGCCAGCACCUAUUUCUCCUUACGGUCCCGAUGCGAAGGCUUUCCACACUUUGGGAGCUGCCAUUAAACACACCUUCGGCAAUGAAAGUAUCGUUGUUCCUACCUUGAUGCCUGCAAACACCGACACCCGUCACUACUGGAAUGUCAGUGAGAACAUCUUCCGCUGGACACCUGUAAACCGUGAUAUGGGUCGUAAGCUCGGCAAUGCUCACACCGUUAACGAAUACAUUCCUUAUGACGGUCAUAUGGACUCAAUUAACUUCUUCCACGAGUUGAUUCGUAUUUACGAUGAAGCUUAAUUUGCAAUUUAUUUCGCUGUUUAGUUUUACUUUUGUUUUGCUACCACUUUGAUAGUCGGAGCGUUUUGUUGUUUUUUUUUUUAUUAUUUUUAUUUUUUUGAUAUAAUCCUUUUAAAAUCAUUCAUUAUCUUA
Messenger RNA from Schizosaccharomyces japonicus yFS275, 2047 nucleotides. Its product is annotated as vacuolar carboxypeptidase. NCBI's taxonomy places the organism in Eukaryota, Fungi, Ascomycota, Schizosaccharomycetes, Schizosaccharomycetales, Schizosaccharomycetaceae. The transcript has a single exon. The record is from RefSeq and is a predicted model, not a curated record. Bases 110 to 1915 code for a protein of 601 amino acids. Gene Ontology annotation, molecular function: hydrolase activity; metallocarboxypeptidase activity.